Messenger RNA from Bacillus rossius redtenbacheri, 6664 nucleotides. RefSeq names its product Krueppel homolog 1-like. The coding region runs from base 194 to 1687 and encodes 497 amino acids. The transcript has 2 exons. Gene Ontology annotation, biological process: regulation of transcription by RNA polymerase II. Gene Ontology annotation, molecular function: RNA polymerase II cis-regulatory region sequence-specific DNA binding; DNA-binding transcription factor activity, RNA polymerase II-specific. Lineage: Eukaryota; Metazoa; Arthropoda; Insecta; Phasmatodea; Bacillidae. The record is from RefSeq and is a predicted model, not a curated record.
GAAAACUCUCGCCUGCGCCUGACGCCACACGGACUUGCGAGCAGCAGCAUCGCUCCACUGGCAUCUAGUAAGGGAGUAUUUGGGCAGAGGGCAACACAACGGGGAUUGAGCUUAUUGUUAUACACUGCGCCACGGACAAUAUUUUCAAGAAAAUGGUGUGCAUUCAAACAGCCUGUGGAGCCGCGUGUCCGAGAUGGUCGGCUACUACAACUCGGAGGACCAGCGCCCUGCGGCCCGCGACGCCGAGGCGCCAGUGAAGCGCCUGGUGUGCAGCCCCGACCUGCCCGUCUUCUCGCUCACGCAGGCCUUCGAAGACGCCGCUGUGGUGGAGGCGGCCGACAAGCUGUACGCGUGCACCGUGUGCCGCAAGACGUUCGCGCAGAAGACCGCGUUCCAGAGCCACGUGCGCUCCCAUGGCAAGGACAAGCCGGCGGCCGGCGAGGACCCCUACCGCUGCAACAUCUGCGGCAAGACGUUCGCCGUGCCGGCCCGGCUGACGCGCCACUACCGCACGCACACGGGCGAGAAGCCCUACCAGUGCGAGUUCUGCUCCAAGUCGUUCAGCGUGAAGGAGAACCUGAGCGUGCACCGGCGCAUCCACACCAAGGAGCGGCCUUACCGCUGCGACGUGUGCGAGCGCGCCUUCGAGCACAGCGGCAAGCUGCACCGCCACAUGCGCAUCCACACGGGCGAGCGACCGCACAAGUGCGCCAUCUGCGCCAAGACCUUCAUCCAGUCGGGCCAGCUCGUCAUCCACAUGCGCACCCACACGGGCGAGAAGCCGUACGUGUGCAAGGUGUGCUCCAAGGGCUUCACUUGCUCCAAGCAGCUCAAGGUGCACACUCGCACACACACCGGCGAGAAGCCGUACUCGUGCGAUAUCUGCGGCAAGAGCUUCGGCUACAACCACGUGCUCAAGCUGCACCAGGUGGCGCACUAUGGCGAGAAGGUGUACAAGUGCACCAUCUGCAACGACACGUUCACGUCCAAGAAGACCAUGGAGGUGCACAUCAAGAGCCACUCGGAGCCCGCGACGGGCCGCGGCGCGCAGGCGGCCGAGCUGUCGUGCGCCUCGUCGGCCAGCGACAAGGAGAACAAGGGCGACAGCGACUCCGAGCAGCGGCCGCUGCCCAGGUUCGGCGAGCUGGAGCAGCAGCAGCAGCUGGAGCAGCAGCAGCAGCAGCAGCAGCAGCAGCAGCAGCAGCAGGAGUGCCACUACCUGUACGGCGAGGCCUCGUGCUACCAGGCCCCCAGGCAGUCCUCGGGCGUGGACCCCGCGCUGCUGGCGGCGGCGGCGGUGGCGGCGGCCCGCGAGGCGGGCUACCCGCUGGAGGCGGAGGCCCACGAGGCCCACGCCCUGUCCGUGACGGAGCCGGCCGUGUGCCCGGUGCCGGAGUCCCUGGCGCCCAUGCAGCCCGCGCCCGGCUACCAGCUGCCCUACCUGCGGGAGCACGCGCCCUACCUGCUGAGCCUGCCCGAGCCGCGCGGCGCCAUGCUGACCCCGCCCAGCAGCCCCGCGCCCUCCGCCUCGCCCGACCCGCUGGACCUGGCGGCGCAGCGACACCCGCUCAUCCUGCCGCCCCGCAAGCGCUCCAAGAUGAUCCUGGAGUCGCUGGAGUCGCUGGAGUCGGCGCAGCCGUCCGUGCGCUACAGCUCCGUCAUCCACUACGCCACCAAGGCGUCGUAGCGGCCGCGCUCACAUCACGCUGAAUGUAUCAUCAUUGUUAACAAGCAAGUUCCUUAACACUGAACGAUAUGUUCGUCUAGACUGUGUAAAUAGACUGUUGAACGAUAUUCAUACUUUAUGUACAGUUAAAGUGACUCAGUUAUUUUAAGUGCCAUGCCACUCGUAGCAAUUUGUGCACAAAAACAUAGAUCUGUAGUUUAAGAGGAAUUAGACACUGUCAUCUUGUAUUUUUACAUUAAUUUUUGUCAUUUCAUUUUUGAGUGUACUAUCGAAAUUUCUGUCAUGAGAAGACAUAAAUGUUAUCUCCCAAGGGAUUUAUACCUCGCCACAGCCUUAUAUUAAUUACGUUUGCAACCCCUGGGAGAAAAUAACUUAUUAUUUUACGUAAACAACGUUGAUUGUCGUAAUUAUGACACCCUUCUAAAAAUGUCGACUUUGACGAAUCACCCAAAUUUAGAAUCUAUGUCUUGCCUAGACAUAAAAAAUUACCGAAGUUGUUAUGCCAGGCUGUGGCUUAUUAUUUGUAAAGCCAAGAUGGCGGUUAGAAUAAUUUUACAUGUUUUUGUUAAAGUGACAUACAAGGAAUUGAAACCUUUUAUUUGAAAUUCAAAUUUUGCUAAUGCAAAACAUCUGGAAUCAAAAUGGGUACAUAAUAUCAGUUGCAUUAUUUUUUUUUUGUACGUUCUUUUUAUGAAAACAGUUCUAAAAUGUUUUAUUGUAUCAGCGAAUGUGAAGUUAUAAUUUUUUCGUGUUAGAUAAGCGUUCGCAAUAAUUUCAAAUGAAGUCGUACAAGUUUUGUACCACUAUAUUCGUAGUUAAGUUUGUGUGCUUCCCUAAACUUGAAAGCAGCUUGCAAUAAUGUUUUACAGAGAGAAAUUUAUUCUAUAAGCCUUUCCGUCUCUAUAGUUGGGGAAAAAAUAUCAGUACUGGUAAAACUUAUGACCAAAGUUAAUUAAAAACAUUUAUUAACUUUCUAUAUGGUUACAACUAUUUAAAUAAUACAAAUCUUUUGAUGACCCCCGAAAUUCGGUUGUAAAAUUAAAUAGUUAUUCAGUGCCUUGACUGGUUUUCGUAAAAUCUACUGUCCCCAUCGGGGCUCAACUUAAAGUAAGCUGGAUGGAUCUGAACCUUUCCUCAAAAAGUUGUGUAAUGACUUACAUGUUCAAUUUGUCUUCGGGAACGAAUAGAUUCACCUGAGAAAUAAUUUUGUUGUCGGUCAUUAAUCUUUUGUAUACACUUACGGCUGGAUCUCACACUCCAUUAUUAUUUAAGGGAAGGCUUUCUUGCGCCUAUCAUUGUUAAUGAUUACACCAAAUAUUCAUUUAAUCAAGUCAAUUUUCUUAAUUAUUACACUUCACAGCUCUAUAAUGUUUAACAUUUAACUGGUGACGAAAUUUGCGACCAAACAAAAAAUACUAAAGAACUAUCACGAUAUAUUUACAAAAACAACCCAUGUAUAAUAGAAAUGACAAUAAAAUAAAAUUUACAACAUGGUGUGUAAGAUUGAGCCUUAAGUGCAUUGAAGUUUAUCUAAACAUUUGGAAUAAACGCAUGAAAAUAAAAUAAACUCAAACACAGCCAGGUGGUGACCCAUUACAGUUAACAACACACUAAGACAUGUAAGUUUGUGUUUGAACACGAAUCAAAAAUUUAAAAUAAGCUGGAAAUAACUAAGUAUCCUACUGAACACAGUAACAUAGCAGGGACCCAACCAUGAUAUUACAGAAAGUAUUUUCCAUUGAUACCAUGCUAUGGCAGACAGCUGAUUGCAUUCCUGGGGAAACCACAGUUACAACUCGGGCUGUACUCCGUCCAUUACAUGUUCACAUCUCUGACGGGAGAUUGCGUUAGUGGUAUUGCAUUGCCAACACAACCCUGACUCACCGCGUCGCAUUACGAUCAUAUGCACACGCGGACGCACCUAUAAUAUAUAACUUAAUUAUUUUCCCAAGCACAUUAAAAACAGUAUUAUUUAUGUUAUUUUAAAGAUCAAAAAAUAAACCGUAUAAUAUGGUUUUAAUUUAUGUAAAGAUACUAACCAAUGACGUACAAAAUUAUUAUUUUAAUAUUUUUGUACGAUCAUGUAUGAGAAGUCACUUAAUUAGCUGCUAGUGCUCUGUUAUACUGCAUUCAAGCUGAUUUAAACACUUUAAACAUUAACUUUUGAAAAUAAAUUUCUGCACUGUUAUGACUUGGUUGGAGUGUGGUGUUUCUUCGCGCGGCGGCGAGAACCAUAAGGUCGGCCGACAUGAAGACUGGUCAGCUGUGACGUAAUAACUACGGAAAGCAGUCCGCGGCAGUUGAGCAAAGAUGAAAUGAGCAGAGAGUCCCGUGGCUAGUCUUAGCUACUGUUCCGCUGUGUCACAUACACAUGUGGUGUAAUGUUGUAGAUGACAAGUUGUUUCACAACACUUCAGGGUGUAAUAACACGUUCCUCAGUAAAAAAAUAUAAAUAAAUAAAAUGUGAGCGAGUCUCUCAGUGUAACGUAUAACCUCGCUAACGAGUAAAUUAGUGUGGUCUCAUGUUGCAGAUACACUUGUAAUACAAAACUCGGACACGAAAUUUAACGUAGAAUUCUUUAAAAUAAUACCAAGCGUGAUAAAUAUAUGCAAAUUGUAUUUUCAGCUACAUUUAUGGACGCGAAUAACACGUAGUUUCCGCAGCUGCCGAUAGAAUUCGCUGCUGGAGCAGCUACGUCGACUAUUGAAUCAUUUCAUUAGCAGACAUAAAUUUUAAACUAUAUAGUGAAACGGCUCCGAUAAAAGUGUAAAAGACUUGAAAAAGUACUAAACUCCGGCUUUGGAUCAGGAAUUAUAUUUAAAUACUGCCCAUCUUGUUAAAAGUCACUAAUCAGUUAAUACUAUAAAGUUUCCCUUUGUCUUUGCGAAUUUGAUUCGCGCCAUCCGCAACAGAUGGCAGCAUCGUGGUUGUUACAUAUUUCCGUUCCUUUAAUUCCGCCGUAUUCACGAAAUUGCUCCCACCAAACGCCGUGUACCGAGAUACCUAAGAUGUUAGACAUUAAAAAAAAAAAAAAAAAAAACUUGGCUUCAAGAUGGGCAGCAUGCCGAAUUUUGCAGCAAUUUCUUGCACGAUCACCUCUGCAUGUCGAGAUAAAUUAAACUACUCAUUAAUGCAUGUCAAUAGAUAGAAAGAUGCAGAUAUUUAUGAAAAUGUCUAUGAAAACUUGAUUUCGUUAUUCUUAAUGUUUCAUCCACAUACGUAUUUAGUGAACACUCCAAAGAAGCUACAAUUUCCUCUGUUAUCUAUGGUGGUCUGUGACUUAUGCGUUCUGAUCGCCGAUCUUAAACUAUAUUCAGCGCCGCCAUUAUAAAAAAAACUUCCUUUCUCAAGCAAGAGUUGUGUUAAAUCUUUCACGGCAAUAUCUUACCGCCCUUUUCCACACAACCAUAAACAUGCAUACUUGUAGUUGAUGCAUCUACAUUGCAGUUAUCAUUCUUUCCUCAAAUGUGUAAAGCCUCUGGCCGUUCUUGCCAUUUCCUACCAACACACAGAACACAUCAUUACUUGCUUUUAUUGUAUUACAUUAGUAUGUAUUUCAUUACCUUCAUUUUUACCAAGGGGUGUAUGUCUGGAAGGAUAUCAUGUAGUUGCGUGUACCAUGUGACGUUUACUCCAUUGAGAAGCGCAUUCCUGCAUCGCCACACUCCAGUCAAUUAAACUUAGUUAAAAGUAUCUACCUCAUUAGCUUUCUACAUAUUAGUCACUUUGUAUUGUCAUGUUGGUUAAUACAGCAGAGCUUGAGAGAGAGGACAUUUGAGGCGGGGUUGGUUAUUUUUAAAAGAUUUCAAUGUUUUUUUGUUAUCUUAAAUAUAUGUGUAUGGAAUUUUUUUCAUAAUUUAAGUUAUGUUGUGUAUUUAAGACUCUGAUAUAUCUUUUCUUAAAUCGCUAUGUACCAUGCUUAGUGUGUGUAAAUAUAUUUCGCCGGACUGUUGUAAACAAGGUUUUGUAAUGCAAUGCUUCUGGGCUAGCAGCAAUUCACGUUCCCCUUGUUAUACUAUUCUGGCCCAAAUAAAUCCCACCUGUUCUGGCGGACUCGCGGGGUUACAGAUCCAAGCACUGAGUUAUGUCCCUGAAGAACACCUGGCUUACUGCUUGCGAGCUUCCGGCCGACCUAACCCAGACUAACAGUGAAGAAGUGGCUGUUGAAAAUGUAGUGUGACGGCGGGUUAUCGAACCCACGCCCUCUUGUGACCAAGCAAAUGGCGCGCACCGCAGUGCUUCAACCCUGCUGGCCACUGGGCCUAGCUUGGAUCUGCCCUCACUUGCCAUUUCACAACUUUUUGGAUUAUCAUUCACCUAGAACUUGUGUUUAAUUGUACACAAGAAUAUUUGUUCUUAUUAUAAUUUAUAUUACAGAUACACUGUCACAGGAAGUGAACUAGCUUGUAGCAGCAUGUGAUAAACUUCAUGCUUAGUAUUGUUUAUUUUUCCCAAGUAGACGUAGCCUCAGCUUUUUUAUAACUCGAAGUGAAACUUCUACCCUUUUUCAAACCCGAUAUCUACAUGAAUAUGCUAGUUAUAGUGGUUCAAAUCUUGUUUGCAGCAAGACUGCUGUUGUUAUGCAUGUGUCUCACUAAAAGACUGGAUGUUUGAAGUAAAUUGUUCGAAAAUAUUUUUUACAAAUGAAAUAAUUUCUCAGCUCUCAUUACCUUUGCAAACGAUCAUGACGAAUCGCCUGCUAUGCCGUCAUUUUUUUUCUAUAUUCACAAUGCGAACUCAACACUGCCUAGUGUAAUUGUCUUAUGGACGAUUUUUUAAUUGUCAAAUGUGUAUGUACGAAUGUAUUGUAUAUUAUGACCAGAGACAGUGCACAUUUUUUAAAAUAAAAUAAUUUUUUUUUUCUGAUGUGUCGCUCCUGUAUUUCAACCUGUAUACUUACGCAAAGGUAACAGCCACAACUUAGGUAAUGUAUUUCAUCAAAACCAAUAAAUCAGUAAUAUCAUUACUCUACAAAA